Messenger RNA from Neltuma alba, 2143 nucleotides. Its product is annotated as cytochrome P450 CYP82D47-like. Bases 1 to 1938 code for a protein of 645 amino acids. The transcript is spliced from 4 exons. Gene Ontology annotation, molecular function: oxidoreductase activity, acting on paired donors, with incorporation or reduction of molecular oxygen; heme binding; iron ion binding. NCBI's taxonomy places the organism in Eukaryota, Viridiplantae, Streptophyta, Magnoliopsida, Fabales, Fabaceae. The record is from RefSeq and is a predicted model, not a curated record.
AUGCCAGAGUCAAACUCGGAACUAUCACUGUUCAACAGAUCUCAAUUGCUCCGGACAGGAGUGCGUAAUAAAAGCUUCAUUAGAAAGUUGAAGACUGCGCUCAAUGGGCUAAAGCCCAACAUCAUUAUCUUGACAGAAACCAGAUGCGAGGAUGCAACCAGUUUCAAUCAACUGAACACGUUGGGUUUCGAUGGCUUCUCUGCUUCUACUAGUGUCGGAAAAUCGGGAGGAUUAUUAGUUGCCUGGCGUUCUAAUUAUUUGAGAAUGUCGGUAUUAAGGACUGAUCGGCAGCUGCUCCGCCUUCGUUGUCUAUUGGAAGGGAAAGCUCAGCUGCUGUUAACCGCGGCUUAUGCUAGGGCCGAUGGAAACGAUUCCACUAGACUUGAGCCCAUAAAAAUCCAAAAUCCACCCCGCCACCAUAAUUGCCGGAUUGAUCGCAGUAGCGUUCGUUUUAUACUAUGCGUUGAGGAGGAUCCUCGAAAGCCUCCAGAAGCUGCCGGCGGGUGGCCUCUGAUUGGUCAUCUUCCCAUCUUUGGUGCUUCUGGGCAGCCUCACGUGACCUUGGGAGAUUUGGCUGAUAAGUAUGGACCAAUUUUUGGCAUCCGACUCGGGAUCCGCAAAGCCGUCGUGGUGAGCAGUUGGGAGGUAGCCAAGGAAUGCUUCACCACCCAUGACGUCAUCGUCUCUUCUCGUCCCAAGUUCACAGCUGCUAAAAUCCUUGGAUACGACUAUGCUAGCUUUGGCUUCUCCCCUUACGGUUCUUUCUGGCGCGAAAUGCGUAAGAUCACGGCUUCCGAGUUACUCUCCACUCGCCGAUGCGAAAUUUUUGGACAUAUCCGAGAUGCCGAGGUACAUAGCUCGUUGAAAGAGAUAUACAAAUUCUGGGCCAAUAAAAGAGACGACUCCGGCACUGUUCCGAUGGAGAUGAAGCGAUGGUUUGGAGACACGAAUCUGAACGUGAUUCUGAGAAUGAUCACCGGAAAGAGGUACUCCGGGGAAGACGUAGACGAGGAAGAGGUGAGGCGGUGGCUGGAUGUGUUCAGGGAGUUCUUCCGCUUGAUGGGACUUGUCGUGCUGGGAGACGCACUUCCAUUUCUAGGGUGGCUUGAUUUCGGUGGUUACGUAAAGGAGAUGAAAAAAACGGCCAAAGAAAUGGACAAGAUUAUGUGUCAAUGGUUGGAGGAAAAUCGUCAGAAGAGAGCCUCGGGUGUGCUUAAAACAGAGCAGGACUUCAUCGAUGUCAUGUUGUCCGUGGUUCACCGCGCUGAUCUCGGUGGCUAUGAUGCUGAUACUGUCAUCAAAGCAACCUGCUCGAUAAUAAUGGCAGGGGCAACAGAUACCACCGCAGUCACCCUGAUAUGGGGACUCUCUUUAUUACUGAAUCAUCGCGAUGUGCUGAAGAAAGUCCAGGAUGAGUUAGACGCGAAGGUGGGAAAGGAUAGGCUGGUGAGCGAAACAGAUAUAAACAAAUUAGAGUAUCUUCAAGCAGUAGUAAAAGAGACGCUCCGAUUAUACCCGGCGGGGCCACUGUCGGGUCCACGCGAAUUCACGGAAGACUGCACUUUAGGGGGGUACCAUAUAGAAGCAGGCACACGCUUGAUGUUGAACUUAUGGAAGUUGCAGAGAGACCAAAGGGUUUGGUCUGAGGCAUCGGAGUUUAGACCAGAACGGUUUAUGGGGACGCACAAGGAGGUUGACGUGAAAGGUCACCAUUUUGAGCUCAUUCCGUUUGGGGCAGGAAGAAGGGCAUGUCCUGGCAUCGCAUUUGGGCUCCAAAUGACACUCCUUACCCUCGCCGGUCUUUUACAAGCAUUUGAUGUCACCACACCUUCCGAUGCGGCGGUUGAUAUGUCCGCCACCUUCGGACUUAGUCCCAUGAAAACCGGACCGCUUCAGGUUUUAAUCUCACCUCGCUUGUCACCUUCUCUUUUCCACUGAACUUCCUCGUGCUUCCCAAGGCCGUGGGUCCACUAUAGUGUAAUAUACUGUGUGUUCGAUUGCCCGCUAAAGUUGAAAAAUCAAAAUGUAUGGGUUGGGGGUGUGUGUGUUAUGUAUUUGUGUGAGUGGUGGUUUCUACGUCAUGUAAGAUUAUAUGAAGCAACUGCCUUUCUACCUUUGCUUAAUAUUUAACUAAAUUAAACAC